Messenger RNA from Pocillopora verrucosa, 1148 nucleotides. The record is from RefSeq and is a predicted model, not a curated record. Lineage: Eukaryota; Metazoa; Cnidaria; Anthozoa; Scleractinia; Pocilloporidae.
AUGCUUUCUCAUGGACAUUUCCUUAGAGGCUUCGUCGCAAAUGGUACACCUCAUGGAAAAUACGAUCAAUACUAUUCGUACGCGUACAACCCAUGCAGAUGGAUCAGUUUAGCCGGUGAAUGUGAUCGGGAUAAAGAAACAGCAAUAUGUAGGUGGACUCCAAACAACGAUAAUCCUGACAAUUAUCAAUCAAUUGGAAAUAAAAUGCCAAAAUGUACCAAAGUGAGCAAUUUUAUUCAACUGACCUACAAAGCAGGGGGACGGCAUCUUCAGAGUCUAAAGUCCAUUGUCAAUGUGAAGUGCGAUCGGACCAAAGUAGACAUCAAGGAUGCAACCUUUAAAGUAAACAAUGAAGAUUACUGGAAAUUUGAGCUGGAUCACUUGUGCGGUUGUGAGAAUGCUUGUGUUUCUGGGACUUCCCUUAGCCUAGCAGCGGAGGAACAUUCGCACAUUGUGGAAAUUGUGGCUCCAACCGCUGGGGUGAUUGUACUGGUGGUCCUUGCAGGGCUUUUUUUAUGGUGGAGAAAUAGGGGGAACAACCAAGAUGAUGAAGAGAGGCGACCAUUGCAACAGGACGGCCCAGGCCAGGACGGUGCCCAUAGAAUCCCCGAUGCACCCCCUGAAAACAUGGAAAGGAGGCCACCAUCCGUUGCUCUACCACGAAGCAAAAACAACAACCUUAGCUUAACUAUUUGAGUACCUAUUGUUAAGGGAAAGGGAACCUUCUAAUAGCAUGUAUUUUUUGAUAUUAUUAUUGGUAUUACCUGUCAAGUUGGUUUUGUUGGUAGUUUUUGUGUUUUAAGUAAUUUUUGUAUUCAUGACCAGCUUUGCGUCGGAAAAAAUAAAUAAUUAUGUAAAUUGGCUGGCUGCACAUUCAAUGAAGAUGACAGUAAAUCAUUAACACAAAGUCCAGGAAUAGUCCUGGCCAAAUUUGAUAGAUAAUAUAACAGGAAUAAUUUAAAACACGUAUAAGAAGAAGAAAAUAAAAAAAUUGACUAAAAAGCGGCACCGGGAAAGCUGAUUACACCUCUAUGAUCAUAGGCCUGUUUAUGGCUAACUCAGAAAAACUCUUCUUUAUACAGGUCAUGGUUUUGAACUUUUAAAGUCCAGAAACUGUUGAUUAGAUAAUCCAGAGAAUACAUAUUGCU